Sturnus vulgaris (Common starling) is the source of this 1416-nucleotide messenger RNA. The record is from RefSeq and is a predicted model, not a curated record. NCBI's taxonomy places the organism in Eukaryota, Metazoa, Chordata, Aves, Passeriformes, Sturnidae.
UGCUGAGAGAGGCACCCCCCGAAUCCCAGAUCCCUGAAUUCCAUGGGGCUGCCCCGCUGACGGGAUGGGGCGGCUCUGCCUGCUCCUGGUAGCUCUUUCUGCCGUGGCGUCUGCACAAGUCACCACAGAAACGACAGAACCUCCCAAUACUCCGACUGGGAACACCUCAGUGACACCGGGUCCCAGAGGGCUCCGGCUGGCGGGCGGCCGGAGCCGCUGUGAGGGCCGGGUGGAGCUGGAGCAGGAGGGGACGUGGGGGACAGUGUGUGACGACGGCUGGGACAUUCCCGACGCCAACGUUGUGUGCCGCCAACUCCAGUGCGGCCACGCCGUGAGAGCCCACGGCAACGCCGCCUUCGGCCGCGGACACGGCCCCAUCCUCCGGGAUGAGGUGGGAUGCGAGGGACACGAGCGGGACCUCUGGGAAUGUCCGGCCGAGCUGGAGCACGACUGCAACCACAAGGAGGACGCUGGCGUGGUUUGCUCAGAACACCAGGAGUGGCGGCUCUCCGGAGGCCGGGAUGGAUGUGCUGGCAGGGUGGAGGUGUUUUUCCGUGGCACGUGGAGCACGGUGUGUAACAGCACCUGGUAUGAGAUGGAGGCCACGGUGCUGUGCCGGACACUGGGAUGCGGGGAUGCGCUCCAGCGGCCUUCCUUUGGACACACGCUUCCUGGGAAGAUGGUGUACCUGUGCGGGAGCCUGCAGCCCUCGCUGGCACAGUGCCAUUGGAUCUUCAAUAAAUCUGCUCCAUGUUACCAAUCCUGGGCCGCCGGGGUCAUCUGCAAUGGCUCCCAGGGUUUGGAGAUGCCGACGACCAUGGCUGAAGUGACGCCCAGGAAUGUCACUGUCCUGCAUGCCGAGGAGGAGACCCCAACCCUGGGGACACCACCACAGGACAGUCCCCUCUUUGUCCUGUGCCUGGUGCUGGCGGCGCUGCUCCUGCUCUCCGUGCUGGCCUUUUCCACCGCCCUGCUGAGGCUGAGGAAGAGGAGCGGUAAGGAAUUCUGAAUCCAGACACCGGCUUGGGACACAAUCCGCAUUUUGGGCUCAGCUCAGCCAUGGACUGGGUGCAUUCCUUUGUCCCCACAGCCAUGUCCUCUUUGGGAAUACCCACACCAGUCCAGGUGACCUACAACUCCCGGAGCCCCAACGCACCCUCUGGGAUCCCCAAUGACUACAGGGAGACUCCCAACAGCCUUCCCAAAGAAUCAGACUAUCUGAUCACAGCCAUUUCCAAGGAUUCUGAUUCCGACUCGGAAUAUUAUGAGUUCAGCAGCAAGCCUCCCAUCGCCCUGUCCACCUUCUACAACUCCCUGCGCCGGCACUCCAGGGAAGAUUUUCUCCCUCUGAGACCCAGUCAGGACAGGAUGGAGUCAUUCCCUGAGGAUGCACCAGCCAGACCAGGUCCCCCACUC